AUGGAAGGACGCCCGGGAUGGGCGCGGGACGCCGAGGCAGCGGUGCCCGCGAUGCUUCGAGGCGUCUGGCCGGAGGAGCUGCUCGAGGAUCCAGCCAGACGACCGCGGUAUGUCGCGACGGCCGAGGAAUUCUUGUCGGAGCUCUUGACGGGGGAGCACGUAGAGGAUUUCAUCAUCUUGCCGAACGGGACGGAGCUCCUAGGUUUGAGCUACGAGGACACGAUUCCAGAAGAUGUUCGGCUUUGCAUGCAAGAUUGUCGCGCUGCGCAAGAUUUCGUGAAGAAGCUGCUGCAAAAUCCGGAGAUGUUGGAGAAGUAUCGCGCUGACGUGGAAUACGUGGAUUCCAAGCGUCAGCAGCGGGACACUUUGCGGAAGGACAAGCUUGACCUAGGGAAGCGGAUCCGCGAAGCACUGAGGAUGGUAGAGGCCGGAGAGGUUGACGCUGAGCUUCUGUAUGUGGCCGAGAUGAGGUUAAAGCAAGAAGCACCGCAUCCAAUUGGUGGUGAAAAGGUCAAGACGAUUUGCCAACGAGACGUCAAAGACGUGCUUGGGCCCUUGGUGAGCUGGACGCUAUACUGGGAUCGUUACGACGAAGGUUUCUUUGCUGGCGGCAGAUUCAGCGGCAAAGGCCUUCACGUGGAUCAGGUGUUGUGGAGCAAUGUGGGACGGAACUACAAGGGCUACAAGCUCGCGGCUGCAUGGCCCAAGGGUGAAUGCAGCAAACAGGUGGCCUUGGAAUUCUAUGAUGUGCUUUUCGUGCCCCCGCUUCAGCCACGAGAGCUUCAGGCUCUUCAGAAGGCCGCAAAGGUGGCGCUGCUGCGGCCGGGCGACGUCUACAUCUUCAGCGGGGGUGUUGCUCACACCGUCCUCUGCGUGUCCGAGGAGAUGUGCAUUGGAGUCUACGAGUCCUUCGUGACCUUCCACCCGGACCAAGUCAAGCACUUCCUGCACACCGAUGAUGCUGAGGGCGAGUACUCCUUGGGAACCUACUCCAUGAGCCCGAGAUCUUUCCGAGAUACGAAGGACGACUGCCUGGAUCAGCUCGAGGAUGCAGCGGAUCAGUUGCAACAGGGAGGUGUUGCUGCGGUGCACCUCCGGACCGUGCCACGCGCCGAGGCACCUCCUCUCUGGGAGCAGCUGCGCUCCAGGUCAAUGCCAUUGGUGCAAGGCUGCUGCGAAGUCCCACCUUCCAGAGCUCUUUGGAGCGGCACUUCGGUGAGACGGUAG
Messenger RNA from Symbiodinium sp. CCMP2456, 1227 nucleotides. The record is from the annotation of a GenBank genome assembly. Lineage: Eukaryota; Dinophyceae; Suessiales; Symbiodiniaceae.